AUGCUUCCGGAAUUGUACUGUAAAGCCUUUCUGGUGGAAACGGAGAUGUAGGCACAGCAAGUUCUGACAGACUGCCGCUGGCUCGAGCGACCUGCCGUGCCUCUUACAUCCGGGUGCUGUGGCACAGGUCGGUGGCCGGUCGCUCGCUCGCUCGCUCGGCGCAGCCGCCGUUGUCGCCGGGCAGUGGGAGCUGCUGCUGGAACACAGCCGCUCUCGCGGCAUGCCUGGGCUGCUUCUCGCCCCCGCGGGUCGGUAACUGCCGCGAGGUGACCCUCCGAAGUACGCGUCGCCGCCUGCCUGGGGAGUAGAGUGCUGAGCAUCUUGUGGAAAAAAAAUGGGAGCUUUUCUAGAUAAACCAAAGAUGGAAAAACAUAAUGCUCGUGGUGAGGGAAACAAUCUACAUUAUGGACUGAGCAGCAUGCAAGGCUGGCGAAUUGAGAUGGAAGAUGCGCACACAGCAGUUAUUGGCCUGCCACAUGGACUUGAUGCAUGGUCAUUCUUUGCCGUCUAUGACGGGCAUGCCGGAUCCCAAGUUGCUAAAUAUUGCUGUGAACAUUUGUUGGAUCACAUCACUAGCACCCAAGAUUUCAAAAUCGCUGAUGAUCUGACAGAGCCUUCUGUGGAAAAAGUAAAGAAUGGAAUUCGUACAGGAUUUCUGCAGAUAGAUGAGCAUAUGCGAACAAUCUCUGAGAAAAGGCAUGGUUCAGACAGAAGUGGGUCAACAGCGGUGGGAGUCAUGGUUUCACCCAAGCAUAUUUACUUCAUCAACUGUGGAGACUCACGAGGAUUGCUCUGUAGGAAUGGGCAGGUUCAUUUCUUUACACAGGAUCACAAACCAAGUAAUCCACUGGAAAAAGAGCGCAUCCAGAAUGCUGGUGGCUCAGUGAUGAUUCAGCGUGUGAAUGGUUCCCUUGCUGUUUCAAGAGCUCUUGGAGACUUUGACUACAAGUGUGUGCAUGGGAAGGGACCAACAGAGCAGCUUGUCUCACCAGAACCUGAAGUUUAUGAAAUCGAAAGAACAGACGAUGACCAGUUUAUUAUCCUAGCAUGUGAUGGGAUUUGGGAUGUCAUGGGGAACGAAGAGAUCUGUGAAUUUGUUAAAUCCAGACUAGAAGUUAGUGAUGACCUUGAAAAAGUUUGUAACCAGAUUGUUGACACAUGCCUGUACAAGGGGAGUCGAGACAACAUGAGUGUUGUUUUGAUUUGCUUUCCAAAUGCACCAAAGGUGUCGCCAGAAGCAGUGAAAAGAGAAGCUGAGUUGGACAAAUAUCUGGAGAGCAAAGUGGAAGAAAUCUUUGAGAAGCAGGGUGCUGAGGGGGUGCCAGAUGUAGUCCACAUGAUGCGUGCUUUGUCGUCGGAGAGCAUCCCAAACCUCCCACCGGGAGGUGAACUGGCCAGCAAGCGGAGUGUUAUUGAAGCAGUUUACCACAGACUGAAUCCUUGUAGGGCUGAUGGUUCUGGAUUGUCUAGAAAUUUCUGCAUUUUUGGGCAGUCCAGACUUUAAAGGGUUAUACUUCUUCUCUUUAUCAAGGAGUCGUCAUUCCCAGAUGACAGGCGGUAGCAGCCAACCAGGAUGAUUGCAUACAUCCACAAGCAAGGCCAUCAAGUAUCCAUGAAUCACGGGUCUUCAAAAGGUUGUUCAAUAUUGUGAGAAGAGUUCAAAAAGGAUGCUAAUGCAAUACCAAAAUUCAGUAACCAGCAAUGAUUCAGCAAGAAUGUGAUUUGUUUGGUGGCUGAAAAUAUGCAUGAUUGAAUUAUUCUUACUACAAAUUGGGCAGUUUUGAUUUAAUCGCAUUAACAUGGAAGUGCAAUUAUGUCUUUUUAAAAAAAGAGAUCUAUUUAGUGGAAUAUGACCUCUUUUAAAAGUGUAUUGCAUAGAAGACUUGAUGUCCCUAUCUGACAUAGUAAUGGUUGAGUAUCCAAUCACUCAAAAGAAGAAUCAAUCAAGAAGAAUCUUGCAUCUGACUCUUCACAACAUUGAAUCGAUUUGACUAACAGUGAACUUGUAAAUGCUCAUCUCAUUUAUUGAUUAUAUUAUGGAUCACACUUGUAUCAUAACAUUACUGUGGACUUUUUAAAAGCUGACACUAUCCUUUUGUGCAAAGUGAUUUAUUGGUCAUUACACAUUGGUAUAUUUCUAAUUUUGUAGCAAUUAGCAAAGUUGAUUUUCUUUUUAAGUGGCAGAGUGAUCUGUGGAAAAUUCGUUAUGUACAAGACUUGCACAACAUUGUAUCACCAUUUAGUUAUAAAAUACAAUGCUUUAGUGCUUCUCUGACAUCUUCCCAUCUAUGUAAAUUGUUAAGUAGUUAAUGUUACUUGAGAGGCUUAAUCAUUUGUUUAUCUUCGGCCAAGUUAUCAAAUCAGUAUGAUAGUAAUAACUGAUGAAGUAUGCUGGUUGUAGUAAUAGAGUCACUGGGUCCUGUCCUCUUUCUUUCAAUAUGAAAUGGUCUUCCAUUAUGUCUUUAUUCUCCACCUAUUUUUAAUGAAUAAUAAUUCUGGUACUGUUAUUGGCUUGAAUGAUUCAGUCAGCACUGGAUGGAAGUUUACAAACACAAGGAUAGGAAAUGAAAUAUUUUCUUAGGAUAAUUCAAAGUACUGAAUAGGCUUUAGUUUCAUCAAUCAUCAGAUUAAUCUUUUAAUCUGGUUAUUUUUCCAAUACAGUGGUGGAAGUGCCUUUAUAAAAUCAGCAGGAAUGAGAAAUAUUGCACACUAUUAAAUUACUUCUAUUUCUAUAAUGAUGGCUAAGAACCCAUAGCAGGAUAUACUAUAGUAGUCUUUAGUGUAUCGGUAAAGGACAAAUGACACUUCAGGAUUAGCACAGGCUAGCUUGCUUUAUCUUCCAAGUAAUUCACAGAACAGAUAUUUCAAUGCUGCUGCUAAGUUUAUUUGUAUUUAAUGCUCGAUUAUCAAAAUUUGGUAACAGGAUUACUUUCUCAUUUGAAACCAUUUAUUAACUAUUUUCCAAAAAUAGAGAAUAAAGCAAAGGCCGAUGAAAAAUAUUUCAAGUGGGAAGUGUUAUUUAAAUCCAUUGUCCUGGGGGCAUGUAGAUUUUAAUUGUUUGGUUGUUAAAUUGUGCAGUGACAGUAAACGACUUGGAGAGUUUUCUGAUUUAAGUAAAUGGAAAAGAAUGUAUUAUUUCAAGAAUGGAUUAUAUACACAAAAAAUAACCAAUUUAAAGUAUAAUGCGACAAUCAAAUGAGCUUCCAAUUUUAUUCAUAGUCUUUGUAUCUUGUGCAUUGGAUUCCUUUGAUCUAUUCAAAGCAAAUUUCUUUUUGUAAUUCUUGAAAUUUGUAUUAUACAGAGUUUAAGCAGAUUGGAAUUCUAAAGAUGAUUUAAAAAAAGGCUUUAUUUUUAAUGUAUUUUUAGAGUAGUGAUAUCUUGUUAUGAAAGACUCAGUAAUCAGUCUUGAGGAUGUUUAUUUUAACUUUUUAUCAUGGUGGCUAUAAUUUUGCAAUAAGUUGCAAAGAAAAAUGUGCUGAAAUGCAUAAAUUUUCCUCCCUAAGUGUUGAAACUUCAUAGAGCAUAUAUUGUCAAAUUAUUAAUUGAAGUUGCUUUAGAAGUGACAUUUUAAUCCCUCUCUCAUUUUUCCUUAAGUUGUGUGGUCCAGAUGCAUGUUUAUUGUAAGGCAUUACAGGAUUUUCAAAUCCAUGUAAUUUUCAACAACAGCCAGUAAUGCCAGAGUAAUUCUGCAUAGUGUGGACUUGACAGUUUUUCCCCAUUACUGUGAUGAAUUUGAAUAGGCUAUUAAACUCAGUCUCUCUAAUUAAAUUGAAUCUAGUAGUAUGUUGUUAGAGCAGCCACCCCAAGUAACAAAUUGCCUUUUCACAAUAUUGUGAUUUCAGUAGGUUCAUUAUUUUAUUUGUGCAAUUUGUAGUUAUAGACUUGGGAUAAUAAACAUUACUCCUGAAGUAAUAUUUAAUUGUUUUGUACGAAAAAUUAAAAGGUGUCUAUAAGCUAUUUAUAUGAAAUGCUCCCUUAGGUAGAACACAAGUUUUAAGACAAGGAUGGUUGAUACUGAUCUUACAAAUUUUUUAAAUAAACUAAAAGGAUAUUGCACAGGUUUUAUUAAUUCCAAUGGCUUGGGAAUAAUUGUAUAUCCUAGAGUUAGUUAUUGCUGGGCUGGAAUUUUUUGUUUUUAGUAUUGACUCAGUGAUGACAUGCUUUUUGCAUUUUUUUCCAUUUUUCAAUUUCAAAAUUGGUUAAAAUUCAUGGAUUGAAUGAAAAAUUAAGUGAAUAAGAUAAAUGAACUUUACGUCUCUGACUAAUAAUAAUGAUUGGAUUUGAAAUCUUCUUGGACCUAUUUUAGAGGAAUGUGCAUAUGAAGAUUGGCCUUAACUUCUUUUAAGAAGGUAAGGAGGUUAUUUAUCUUUGCAAUUUGUUCAAAUAAGCAGAGGAACUGAAGCGAGUUUAUUUACUAACAUGCCAGGAAAUGACAUUAGCAUUGAAAGUAAUCCUGUUAGUUACAAUGUUCUGAUGUGUUUUGUUCACUGCGACAGUUGCUGCUUGGUUGAAUACUGGAGGCCAUUCAUGGUUUAUGUAAGGUGAUACAACUUUGGAGUGAAAUUCUUCAUUAUUCAACCACUUCAUUUUCUCUAAUAUUAUUGUACUCAUUUUGUUCUUUCAAACCAUUGAAGUCUCCACUUUUACUCUUCUGUUUUUUUCCAUCACAAGACCUCUGACCAGGGACAUACUGGAUAAUCCAUGUGUUUAGAAAUCAUGUGCAACUUUCUGGAAACAAGUAUAAAUUCCAGAUUGUUCCUGUGCUGGUGUGAGGUGUUAUCAUUUGUGGGAAAAAUCACAGUGGGGUUUAGGGUGAUUUUUUUGCUUUUUGUACUUAAAACUGAAAAAUUCCAGCCCUAGCUUUUAUGAAUUUUGAUCCUUUACACUUUUCAACUUCAGAUUUCAAAUUAAAAUUAGAUUAAGGUUGAAUUUUGUAAUGGGUAUCUCCCAAGUGAGCUGCCCAUUGUACAAUGUGACAAAUUCGGAAAUUCUGGUCAGUGUCAUUAGUAGAGAUAUUCAAGAUAUCAUUUGACUUUUUCAAGCCUGUUUUAUUCACGAUAUUGCUGCUAUGUUUCAGUUAAAACUAGUUUAAAUAUAUUUUGAUAAACUAAUUAGAGUCACUAUUGCCAUUGAAUUUAAAAAGGCAUCCGUUAGUCUUGCGAGACCAUGGAUCUGCGCCUGGAAAGUCUUCACUCUACAGGGCGCAGGCCUGAGCAAGGUUGUAUGGAAGACCGGUAGUUGCCAUGCUGCUCUCCACGACACCGAUGUUGUCCAAGGGGAGGGCAAGGGCCAAUACAGCUUAGCACCAGUGUCGUCGCAGAGCACUGUGUGGUUAAGUGCCUUGCUCAAGGACACAACACGCUGCCUCGGCAGGGGCUCAAACUCAUGAUCUUCAGGUCGCUAGUCGAAUGCCUUAACCAUUUGGCCACUUGCCAUUGAAUUAUAACUCUUUAUUUUUUCUGAAAAAGGAUUAGUGCUUUCCCGGCAUACAUGACGAAUAAACUCUUCUCGGGCUUCCAGAGAGUUAGAGGUAUUGGUUAUAACUGUUUCGAUGACCAACUCUGCCAUCUUCAUCAGAGAUGAUGGCUGGGCAUGUCUAGUGUGGUGGUAUUAUUUCCCUCCAUAGUCUGUCCCUCCUGAUUGGUUAGUCCUCAUCCAAUCAGGUUUCCGCUCUCACACCUUGUUACAAUCGAAUGCCAGCUCUUAGAGCGAGACCUUUGUGCUUGUUAAAAUUCUUUUCCUCUAUUCUUAUUUCAGUGGCUUCCUUUACCAGGUGGUCGCAAAAGCCGUUAGCAUGGCACAGUAGUUUUGUGUUGUCAAAGUCAAUCUUAUGGCCAUUGCGAAUGCAAUGUUCUGCUAUAACAAAGUUGAAAGAGGCAUUAACGAAGCCAUCUUUGUCAAACUGGAAAACCCAUCACUGAACAGGGGCAGGGUACAACACCACCUAGCAGCUCGUUACAAUGCAGUCUUAACAUCUCUACCCUGGCAUCUCCAGAACAGUUCACACCUUCAUUCAUGCAAAGAUAAGACUAAUGACCCUCUCAUUACCUCAAUGACUUUUAACGACUGUCAUGUGAUUGCUAUACCUUUAAUGAACUCAUAGAGUUUAUAAACCAGAAAACUUCCCACCAUGGAUCAGAACUGAAGAAGCCUCUUGGAUGAGUGGCAAAACAUCUUUUAUACAACACAGCAAGUUCAGUUGCCUUGAUUUACUUUGAUAUACAAUGACCUAGAUGACUGAGAACCUCCAUAGACAAUGUUUUGCUACACCGAUUUCUCUGGUUAACCCAAACGGGUACACCUCCUGUGCUCCUUGAUGUGGAUUUCCACUGUGUCCCCCAUCUGGCCGGUACACAACUCUGCACUGACAGGGAAUCCUGUGAACGCUAAAACGUAACAGAACAUUGCAUUCACGGUAGCCAUAGGAUUGACUUCGAUGGCACGAAACUACUGUGCUAUGCCAAUGGCUUUUGGGAC
Molecule: messenger RNA, 6477 nt
Organism: Mobula hypostoma (lesser devil ray)
Lineage: Eukaryota; Metazoa; Chordata; Chondrichthyes; Myliobatiformes; Myliobatidae
Gene: ppm1aa
Product: protein phosphatase, Mg2+/Mn2+ dependent, 1Aa
Exons: 6
Coding region: 335-1504 (389 amino acids)
Biological process (GO): positive regulation of canonical Wnt signaling pathway; peptidyl-threonine dephosphorylation; negative regulation of canonical NF-kappaB signal transduction
Cellular component (GO): cytosol; nucleus
Molecular function (GO): protein serine/threonine phosphatase activity; magnesium ion binding; manganese ion binding
Source: RefSeq, a predicted model, not a curated record